Messenger RNA from Pseudomassariella vexata, 4050 nucleotides. RefSeq lists its product as uncharacterized. Gene Ontology annotation, biological process: chromosome segregation; protein phosphorylation. Lineage: Eukaryota; Fungi; Ascomycota; Sordariomycetes; Amphisphaeriales; Pseudomassariaceae. Bases 1 to 4050 code for a protein of 1349 amino acids. The record is from RefSeq and is a predicted model, not a curated record. The transcript is spliced from 7 exons. Gene Ontology annotation, molecular function: ATP binding; protein kinase activity. Gene Ontology annotation, cellular component: nucleus; centrosome; cytoplasm.
AUGUCGCCCGGCGCAGGCAAUCUCGCAGAGUUUCAAGACUCAUGCAGAACUGCAAUCAUCUUCCCCAAAAAUGUUCUGCGGAGUGAUUUGUGGGAACAUACCUUGGAAAAAUACCACUCGACAUUAGACGCCGAUUCGACGUCAGACGAUGCACCGGAGUUGUUCGAUGACGAUCAUAGAUCGAUCUAUACACUCGACUUCUCAACAGACACCGAGUCCUUCAAGCUCUCGGACGAACUGAAAACCCUAGAUCAAGUGCAAGACUUGGUGAACGAAGACGCCGAAGACCUGCGAUGUCGAUUCAUCUUCAUCCACGCCCUGUCUGCGCGCAGCCCUCUAGGAUGCUCGAAGGAACAGCUGCUGCAUAUUCUGACCCACUAUCAGACUAUGCCUUCGUUCCUGGACAACGUCUUUUCAUUCUGUCAGCGGAGUGAACCUCACCUCAGGACGUGUUUUAGGUCCGAGGACUAUCUAAAUGUGAAGGAUCAAGCUUUCCAAAUCAAGGAGCUAGGGAGAUCUGGUAAUCAAGUGCAGCACUGCUUCAACUUGGUAGGCAUUGAAUAUGGAAAAGACCAAAGCUGGCCCUUCUUCUACCGACAAACCGCCGCCUAUUUUUCAUUCGAUCCUGUAGAAUCACGCUCUCUCUGGAUCAUCCUUAAAGCGAAUGCAGAAAUCAGAAACCGCAUAAAGCAAUCAUCUGAUUGCACACGGCGGGGAAAUAACCUGGGCGACCUCACAACCCCGGAAUCGUCCUUCUCAAGUGCAAUGAGUGCCCACUUGCUGAUAUACGAGUGGAGUACAGACAAUUGGACACCUUAUAUCGACUUUCUAGAGAGUAAGAUUCUGGAGUCCUCGACUAUCAUCAAUUACAGUCCAGUCACCAGAUUUACACAAGAGAAACCCAUCGCGCAGGCCCUGUCGAGGAAGUCGACAUUUCAGUCAGGGGUCCAGUCUAGGCAAAACUCGGGCUUACAGCAACAGCUUAAUCGAUCCUCCAGAACCGCAAGCUUCAGCAAGAUUCUUAACCCGAGACCGGGGCCCAGGAGGUUCUCCAACAAGAUUUCUAGAAAGGGACGGCAUUCUGCUUUACCCUCUGCUCAACGACCCGCAAAAGUCAAGAUGGACGACCUAGAUCUUGACGAGAUCUUUUCAUUCGACCAGCUGCAGAGCCUUCACAGACUCGCGGCUGAGCUUGAGACUGCAAGUCUGGUAGUCAACCAGAACAAAAGGGUCAUGGAAGAGAUGCUGGAACGAUUCAUAGCUCUUCGGGGAUCACCCGACCUUGUUAGGUGCCUCCCGGUUGAUAAAAUCAACUUUGAAGGAUUCUUUCGGAGAACGCAACGGUGUUUGCGAGAGCUGGAAAACCAGCAAGCCCGCCUGACCACGUUGCAGGCCGGCUUAGAAAAGGAUCUAUCAUUGUUCAAUGGGGUUUUGCAGUACAAAAUAUGCCUGUCUUAUAUUAGUUCAUGCGUCGAGACUGGUACAGAGUUCGCCGCAUGUCCGUCGGCAAAACCACGUUUCAACAAGCGAUUGGAGGCAUCAAUGCCUUUGCCUUCCAUGGAGGCGAGUAGGCCCUUCUACCAUGCGCCAGACGCGAGGCAGGAUCAAGAAACGCUUUCUUUCAUCGACUUUGUUGAGACACUAAGGCCCCGUGGCAGCGAUGGCAACCGUGAGCGGCAACACUACGUAUCACUGCCCGCGCUCGAGGAAUACUGGGACGACGACCACAAGAUUCAAAAUGCCAUUGGCGACAACCCAGUUCUGGUCUCAUUCAGCAUUCUCCGAAAAUGCUUCCUGCGCAUUUUCUCCACAUUGGUAUAUACCAACCAAGCGAACCGUCUCAGCGCCUUUACGAGACACGGUCUAAAUGACGACUCCUUUCCUGUCGUCAAGUUCCCUGAGACACAUUGGCCUAACGAGGGCCUUUACACUACCAUAUUCAGGAAAUUCUCCGAAAAACAAUGGAUGUUCUUCCCCCUCGAAUUUCAUCGCGAGCGGUUGAUAGACCUGCACUUGGCGCCGCAGAGGAUUUUGCCGCUGGAGUCAAAGAAAAUGAUCAACGAUGGAGAUGCUGCACAGGUUUACGAGAUCAAGGUUCAUACGCCGUACAAUAUGUUGCACGAUGAUCCUAACAAAGCGAAUCACAACACCUUUGUUUUGAAAACAUAUAACGCCCGAAGACCCUACGACAACGAGCGCGAAGCACUUACUGCUCUUCAAAAUAACCCUUCCAAACAUGUCAUCGCAUAUCUUGGAUCGUUCGAGCAGAAUGACACUUAUAACAUCAUUCUUGAGCAUGUCGACGGCGGCAACCUUCUCGAUUACCUGAAACAAACAGCGCGUCCGGAGGCUGAGAAGGAUAUUCGCGACCUUUGGAAUAGCAUGCUUGGCCUUUUCAAGGGGUUCCAUCGAGUACAUCAGUUGACCCAACACCACCAGCACGAGGUCGAUUACCGCGUGGUGCACCAGGAUCUCAAACCUGAUAACAUCCUUCUUGUCAGGGACCCCUCAUCACGGUAUCGAUUUCUACUCAAGAUUGCCGACUUUGGAUGCAGCCAUGUACGGAUAGUUCAUCCUGAUGGAGAAGACAAGCAAGGAUGUGACCGCCACGGCAAUCCCACAUAUUCAGCCCCCGAGUGCAGUCACCACGAACGCUUCCUCGAACGCGGGCCCAGGGGUAUAACUGCUAAGGCUGAUAUCUUUUCGCUCGGAUGCGUUCUAAGUGAGGUCGCCGCUUGGAUCGCUUUGGGCAUGGAAGGCUGCUCCCAAUACAGCUCGCUGCGCAAGAAAGAGAUUGGACACAUGUCCAGUUUCCGAGGCAGUGCAUAUACGGAUUGUUUCCACGAUGGGCUUAGUGCAUUGAACGCUGUGAAGGUAAUGCAUGCGCGCAUUGUCGACAACAUUCAGAUGCACGAUAACAUCACUCCUCCUAUCUUGAACAUCAUCCACAAACACAUGCUUGCGCAACGCCCCAGCGACCGCGAGGAGGCAAGACAGCUCAAAGUCAUGUUCGAAAAAGUCCUCGAGGGAAAUCAGGACAUCCGCAUAAGGAGAUUAUCCCCCCCUUCGACGCCGAGUCGUGGCUUUGACGAAGCCUCAUCGUCAAGUAGCCAUCGGAGGAUCUCUUCCACUGGCAGUGCAGGAGGUUGCCAUUUUACACCCACACCACCAAAUACCACCACCGCGGUGCGCCACAGACCUGGACCAACACCCUUCCCCAAUAACGGCAGUCAGACUCCAACCAGACGGACUUCUCGAAGGAACCGGCUUAGCAUUUUAUCCCCUAGCUCAUUGACGUCGUGGUCAUCAUCCGAGCGGCUGAGCUACUCGUCCAGUUCUCCUGGCGCGACAUCGCCACUUGGCGAAGUUCUGACCUUCCUUGAGGUUUUCGAGUAUCGGGAAGCGAAGAAGGGCAACGGAAACAUCGACGGACGCGUCGCGAACCUCAUUUCGAAACUGAAGAAAAGUCUGGGCCACCGAGACCAUAUAUUCCUAAUCGAUGACUCGCCUUCCAUGUGUACACAUGCCCAGAACGUACUUCACGCCUUUACCGUCUUGUCGUAUCUCGCCAAGCUUAUUGACGACAACGGAAUUGAGCUAGUCUUUGCAUCUGAUCCUUCCUGGGGGGGGUUCAUUGACAAGGCGAUUAUCAGCCGUCUGCCCGACGCCGAUCAUAAGCUUUUCGGGGCGCAUAUACCCUUCGGCUCAAGAAAGCCUAUCAGUGCCAUCAUCUUGACAGAUGGAAGUUGGGGACCGCGUCUAACUCAGGCUGGAGGUGUGGAAAAACCCAUCAAGAAGUUGAUGGCCAAGAUCAAGAGCCUACAUCUUAACAGGACCCAAGUCAUGAUCCAAUUCCUCCGAUUUGGCGAUGAUGAGGAUGGCCAAAGAUAUUUAAAGUUCCUUGAUGAGUUUGGUAACGAUGAAGACUGCGACAUCGUCGACACGAGGACGAUCCACGACGACGUUGACGUGAAUGACAUAUUCAUCGGCAGCCUGAGUCAGGCGCGAGAUAAUAUGCAGGAUCCCGUCCACGAACGAGUUGGGUUCUAA